Felis catus (domestic cat) is the source of this 823-nucleotide messenger RNA. It is a transcript of the gene OOSP3, whose product is annotated as oocyte secreted protein family member 3. The record is from RefSeq and is a predicted model, not a curated record. The transcript has 5 exons. Bases 53 to 625 code for a protein of 190 amino acids. NCBI's taxonomy places the organism in Eukaryota, Metazoa, Chordata, Mammalia, Carnivora, Felidae.
CCCCUCCCAGCUUCCUGUUGCCCGAGGAGCUCUCGACCCGGCAUCCAGCAUCAUGAAGGCCUGUGUGGGUUUGGGAGGAUGGCUGCUCCUACUCGCUUCUUUGAUUUGGACGUGUUCUGGGCAAGAGCCAGUGUUGGUGGAAUGCAGCCGUUUGAAUUUUCUCGUUGUAGUUAAAAGAGCACUGUUUUACAGAGAUGAAUUGGUAGGCCCUGAUGAGUUAUUUCUGGGGACUGGCUGUCAGGCAAUUCGAGUGUGGCCGGACAAACUUGAAUUUGACUAUCCUGUUAGUCUGUGCGGAAUUACGAUGCAGGUCUUCUGUGAUGGAGCCGUCUUCCAUUCCUGGCUCACCUAUGUACCAAAGAAUCAAUCCAUUUCUGCUAAACUUCCCCUGGAGUGUACAGUUCCCAGCUCCUGUGUCUCACCUGAUGAGUCCUAUAACAACACUGAAGUGAGCAAUGGCUUCCUCCUAUCCUCACCUGUUCAACACUGGUUCUUGAUACAGUACAGAUACUGCAUGAGAUGUGGCUAUACCCACUGGAGAGAACACUGGUCCACACCUUUUUAUGGACCACACAAUUAUUCACUUCAAGAGCAUUUCUUCCAUCCUUUCACCGAUGACUUUUAGAAGCUUUUGCCCUUGGACAUUCAGCAGCAACACGGAAGUAACCCAGCCCAGUCAUGUGGCAUUUUGUUUUUAUAUAUUUACAUGUUUUUAAUUCAUUUUGUAAUCCCUUUCACGAUGCCUUUGAGAAGAGGCCAUUUGUAUUUUUAACUUUCAAUGUGGCCACAAACCCAUGAAUAAAAACUGACACAUUUUAUGGUA